Molecule: messenger RNA, 678 nt
Organism: Penicillium longicatenatum
Lineage: Eukaryota; Fungi; Ascomycota; Eurotiomycetes; Eurotiales; Aspergillaceae
Exons: 4
Coding region: 1-678 (225 amino acids)
Biological process (GO): mRNA splicing, via spliceosome
Cellular component (GO): cytoplasm; ASAP complex; nucleoplasm
Molecular function (GO): RNA binding
Source: RefSeq, a predicted model, not a curated record
AUGACCGACGCACAAGAAGCCGAAGCCGCUCGAGAUCCUCUUCCCGUGGCCCUGGCAAAGGUGGCCGGCGAUACCGUAGCCGCAGUUACAGCCGCUCGCGCUCGCCCAGCCGAGAUCGAAGCCCACCCCGGAGCGCAAAGACAGAUCGUGGUGGAGAGGUUAACCAAGAACGUGACCGAGGCACAUCUUAGAGAGAUAUUCGGCGCAUUUGGUGAUAUCGAAAAGCUCGAGCUCCCAAUGAACCCAGCUUUUAUGACCAACCGCGGUACCGCCUAUAUCCUCUACUUCGAUCCCGCAGAUGCGGAGGCGGCGAUUGCCCAUAUGCACGAAGCCCAGCUUGAUGGUACAUUUCUGAAUGUUUCUAUUGUUCUUCCUCGGCGCAACUUUUCACGAUCACCACCCCCUUCUACUCGAGGAAAUGGUCGGCGCAAAGGUCCAGACAUGAUACGUACCGACCACCAUCGCUCUCACGCUCGCGUUCGAGAUCGCGAUCACGAUCACGAUCACCACGACGAGGGAGUACUCGUCCGGAAAGCCCCCGUCAGCACCGACGACGAAGCCCUAGUUACAGUAGUUACAGCUACAGUGACCGGAGCCGGAGUCGGAGCCCCAACAGGAGCCGGAAUCGUCAUUAAAAGAAACUGGGUCGUUCGACACGCGGUGUUGAAGACAAAAUGA